UUUAAAGUGGAUGAUUAAAUUGGGAAUAUGAUUACAGUCGAGACCAUUUUUGGGGGUGAGAUUUGAACAAAAGGCUGCUUCAAGUUAACAGAAGUUUCUAAAGCUCACAAUCAAUGAGACAUUGCUCAAAAAUCUUGCUGAUGUUAUAUUUCAGAUCAGAGGGAAUCUCCUUUGGCGGCUUGCCUCCAAAUCUGUUGGAUUGUCCUUGGCUCUCAUGAUCCAAAAACGGCAUUAAAUCAUUAAUUAUAAGACAGCAUCACCAGUAGGUGGCCAGAAUGCUAGUGCUGUAAAGGUUGAUGUUGGUGUGAUUCUUGAUUGGGACACCAUAUCUGGAAAGAUGAGGAAUGUAUGUAUGUCACUAUCUCUGUCUUAUUUCUAUGCCAAUCGUAAUCACACCACCCAGAUUGUCCCUCAUUUCAGAGACUCCAAGUCUGAUGAUGUUGAAGCAGCAUCUGCAGCCAUAGACCUGCUGAAAAAUGCUGAAGUACAAGCAAUCUUAGGCCCUCAGGCAUCCACAGAAGCAGAUUUUGUUACAGACAUAGGGAAGAAAGUGAAAGUUCCUAUAAUUUCUCCAGCCUUAAGUCCUGCUCUUUCACCAUCCCAAAAUCCAUACUUUGUUAGAGUAGCGUACUGCUCUUGCUGGCAGGCUAAGGCAAUUGCAGCAAUUAUUAAGGCCUUUGGUUGGAGGGAAGUUGUGUUUAUCUAUGAAGAUAGCAUUUUUGGCGGUGGAAUUCUUCCCCAUUUGACUAAUGCCAUGAUGGAAAUUGGUGUUUCAGUACCAGAUCAAAGUGUUCUUUCACCGUUAGCUGAUGAUGAUCAGAUUAUGGUGGAGCUAUUGAAGUUAAAGACAAAGCAGACACGAGUGUUCAUAGUCCAUUUGCGUCAUACUUUUGCUUCUAAAUUUUUUAAGAAGGUAAAAGAAGCUGGAAUGAUGAGCAGUGGAUAUGUGUGGAUAAUCACAGAUGCAUUCACUAGUCUUUUGGUUUCAAUGGAUCCCUCUGUUCUUGAUUCUUUGCAGGGGGUUAUAGGCGUGAAGCCUUACGUCCCAAGUUCACCUGAGCUAGAUAGCUUCACCAGGAGAUGGAAAUCAAAGACGUUUCGUCAACAACAUCCAGACAUGGAUGGAGUGGAGCUCAAUGUGUUUGGGCUAUGGGCAUAUGAUAGUGUCACAGCAUUAGCCACAGCACUUGAGAAAGUAGGCACUUCUGGUCUGAAAUUCAACAGAACAAUCAAUAGGGAGAGUUCAACAGAUUUGGGUGCAAUUGGGACAUCAGAAUUUGGGCCUUUGCUACUUGAAUCAAUACGAAACAUCAAAAUCAGAGGACUAAGUGGUGAUUUUCACAUAGUUGAUGGAGAACUGCAACCAUCUGCAUUUCAGAUUGUGAAUGUGAUAGGUAGAGAGAAAGGGAUCGGAUUCUGGACCGAAAAGUAUGGUAUUUCCAAGAUUCCAAACCCAAAUCAUACGACUGUGUACUCUGCUAACAAAAAUGAUCUUGGGGCAGCCAUUUGGCCAGGUGACACUACUGCUGUUCCUAGAGGCUGGGAGAUUCCUACAGGUGAAGAGAAGUUAAGGGUGGGAGUUCCUGUCAGAGGAGGGAUUGAGCAAUUCAUAAAUACCACAAUUGAUAAUAAGACAAACACUGUGAAGGAGGCAACUGGUUUUUGUAUUGAUGUUUUCGAGCAAGUAAUGAAGUCUAUGCCAUAUUUUAUACCAUUUGAAUAUAUACAUUACAACAUCCCUCCAGGAGAAAACCUUCCAAACUUUAAUGACCUUGUUGAUGAGGUUUUUGAUGGGAAACUUGAUGCAGCAGUUGGUGAUAUUACCAUUUUAUCAAACCGGUCCGAGCAUGUGGAUUUCACAUUACCAUAUACAGAGUCUGGGGUCACCCUAGUUGUCCCAGUCAAGCAAGAUGGCCGUUCAUGGAUUUUCUUGAAACCUCUGGAUAAAAAACUCUGGAUGAUGAUUGCAGCAUUCUUUGUCUUGAUUGGCACUGUGGUUUGGGUUUUUGAACACCAAGUAAACAAAGACUUCGAAGGCUCCAUCCAAAAGAAACUUGGGAUGAUCUUUUGGUUCUCCUUCUCAAGUCCUGUUUCUCCAGACAGGGCUAGUGUAAAAAGCAACCUAUCCAGAUUUAUGAUCAUAGUAUGGACGUUGGUGGUGCUGGUUCUGAUAUCCAGCUACACGGCUAGCCUAGCAUCCAUGUUAACAGUACAGCAGUUGCAGCCUACUGUGACUGAUGUUAAAGAUCUGAUCAAGAAUGGAAAGUAUGUUGGAUGCCAGGAUGGAUCCUUUGUUGCUGGCAUGUUAAAGACUGUUUUUGGAAUUACAAAAGUUAGGCAUUAUAGCUCAUUAGAAGAGUAUGAUGAGGCACUUACAAAAGGAAGUGAAAAUGGUGGAGUUGAUGCCAUUAUGGAUGAGCUGCCCUAUCUUAGGAUCUUCCUUUUGAAGUAUCAUAGGAAGUACACUACAGUUGGUCCGACCUACCACACGGCUGGUUUUGGUUUUGCAUUUCCCAGGGGAUCUCCUCUGGUGCCUGAUGUCUCAAGAGCAAUAUUACGCGUGACAGAGAGUGAGGCUAUGAUAAGAAUACUGGAAAAAUGGUUUGGGGUCGAAACAUAUCGUUCACUGCAAGAUGGAAGCUUGAAUGAUCCUGAGAGCCUGCCACUGGACAGAUUUAAAGAACUCUUCCUUAUUGCUGGUGGAUCAAUAUUAUUAGCCCUUAUCAUCUUCUUCGUCUCCUUCAUAAAUGAGAACAAGGCCACCUUAGCCCCUGACAUGUCAAUCUGGGAAAAGCUUUCUGCAUUAGCAAAAGCUUUCCUUGAAAAGGAGGAGGACUCAUCUAGGGAGUCCCAAAAGCCCAAUGAAGAAGGCAACCAAGGUGUUGUUUCCUCCGCAGAAUCAGUGCCUGAACACCAUUGUCCACCAAAUUCAGAAAAUGCAGAGUCUCCAGAGCAAGGCGGUUUAACUCAGGAUGCAGGAUCCAAUACUUCGGAAUCCAGGCCUCCAGUUCAUGAAGCCUGACAACAGUUUCAUAACUAAAGAGGUUGCAGCAGAAGCUUGAUUCAGGAAAGUGUACUGUGCUGUGAAAAUGUUCAUCAUAAAUCUAUGUUAUUGGGCUUGUAUGUAAAUAAUUUUGCAUAGUUUUAUAGUAUCAAAUAAUAUUAAGCCCAGUAACAUGUUUUUGUGUAAUUUGGGUUUUAAUGUAUUGAUUGGGUGUUUCAAUAUUUAGAAAUAAAUGAAAUGUAUCUGUAUUAUCACCUCUUCUCAUAUUAUUCUGUUCCUUCCUAUAUCAGAA
Molecule: messenger RNA, 3296 nt
Organism: Ipomoea triloba (trilobed morning glory)
Lineage: Eukaryota; Viridiplantae; Streptophyta; Magnoliopsida; Solanales; Convolvulaceae
Product: glutamate receptor 2.8-like
Exons: 6
Coding region: 338-3022 (894 amino acids)
Cellular component (GO): plasma membrane
Molecular function (GO): glutamate-gated receptor activity
Source: RefSeq, a predicted model, not a curated record